UUCCGAGAGAACUUGAAGGUAGCAUCAUUUUUCACCACCCCUCUGUCGGACGGUGACGUCACCUCCCAGCUAGACGGCCAGUUGGAUUGUUCGGGCAGAAGAGACAGUUGUUGACGUUUUGUUUUGAUCGCUUUUGUCUGCAUUUUUGGACAUUACGCCGACAUUAUCCGCGGAUUUAGAAACCCGCCUUUCGACUGUGCCAUCACGCCUCAGUGCGGGGAUCCAGCAAAGAUGAAAUGGAUGUUUAAAGAGGACCAUUCCCUGGAGCAUCGAUGUGUGGAGUCAGCCAAAAUACGAAACAAAUAUCCUGACAGAGUACCAGUGAUAGUGGAGAAGGUGUCGGGCUCGCAGAUAGUGGACAUUGAUAAGAGGAAGUACCUUGUGCCCUCUGACAUCACAGUGGCCCAGUUCAUGUGGAUCAUCAGGAAACGCAUCCAGCUGCCUUCAGAGAAAGCCAUCUUCCUCUUUGUCGACAAAACUGUCCCCCAAUCCAGCCGGUCCAGUGGUGCAUGCAUGCUAGUGCGUGAGUGCCUUGUGGUUUCGGUAUCGGAUGCCGAGGGCGGGGAUAAAGCGUCUGUGAGAGCCGUGAUGAAGCAAUCCCUGACCACUUUUUUUCAGUAUUUCAAGACAGCACCUACACUCUCCUACGCUCAGAUCGAUCGCUCUUGGUUCCCAGGAUCAUUUCCUUCUGUCUGUUCCAAAGGUUAGAACUGAGCGGGGGGGAAAAAGGCCUUUCAGUUUGCUGCACCCUCUACCUGGAACGAGUUACAGAAAUCCAUGAAACUUACCGAGCUGCUCUCAUUGGUCGAUUUUAAGAGGAUGUUGAUUGACUUGGAGGCGGCCAUAUCUGGCUGCAGAUGUUUUGCCUGGUGUAUUUAGGAUUGUAGUUGAC
Perca flavescens (yellow perch) is the source of this 892-nucleotide messenger RNA. It is a transcript of the gene gabarapl2, whose product is annotated as GABA(A) receptor-associated protein like 2. The transcript is spliced from 4 exons. The record is from RefSeq and is a predicted model, not a curated record. Lineage: Eukaryota; Metazoa; Chordata; Actinopteri; Perciformes; Percidae. Bases 232 to 708 code for a protein of 158 amino acids.